Molecule: messenger RNA, 2155 nt
Organism: Pocillopora verrucosa
Lineage: Eukaryota; Metazoa; Cnidaria; Anthozoa; Scleractinia; Pocilloporidae
Product: peroxisomal targeting signal 2 receptor
Biological process (GO): protein import into peroxisome matrix
Cellular component (GO): peroxisomal matrix; cytosol
Molecular function (GO): protein binding
Source: RefSeq, a predicted model, not a curated record
ACAUAAGCGUAUGUAGUAAAUUUGGCGAAUGGCGUCUUCGGACAGUUCUCGAAGAAGCUAUCAAGUGUGUACAUCAGGACAAUGUUACGCGCCAGAUUCUUUUUGUCCAGUCAUGGCUGUGACAUUUCACACUCGUGGACGUCAUGGAUAUGCAGUUAAGUUUUCACCUUACUUUGGUCAUAGAUUCCUUUGUGCAACUUCACAACAUUAUGGAAUAGCAGGUGGUGGAACACUAUUUGUACUGGACAUCCUUCCCAGUGGAAUUCAAGUGAUCGGCAGAUGGGAGUGGGGAGAGAGUCUUUUUGAUUGUUCAUGGAGUGAGCACAAUCAGGAUUUUAGUAUUGCUGCAAGUGGAGAUGGUUCAAUACAGAUGUGGGAUCUCAAAAACCCAAAGGGUCCUAUAAAGGUCUGCAAAGAGCACAGUGCAGAGGUGUAUGGUGUUGACUGGAGCUGUAAUAGACAACUUGAUCAAUUUUUAAGUGCAUCUUGGGAUCACAGCAUAAAACUGUGGGAUCCAAAUGGAGCUCAAUCUCUAGCUACAUUUGCUGAUCAUCAGCAUGUAGUAUACAGUGCAGUGUGGUCUCCACAUGUUUCAAGGACAUUUGCUUCUGUAUCAGGAGACAACACCCUCAGGAUAUGGGACAUAUCAGCCCCUCCACAUGCUCAACAGACCAUACAGGCUCAUGAUGGGGAGGUCCUCACUUGUGACUGGGCCAAAUAUGAUGUGAAUUUAGUGGUAACAGGAUCAGUGGAUACAAAAAUCAGAGGUUGGGAUCUUAGAAACACAACAGCCCCUGUGUUUACUCUUGAAGGUCACCAGUAUGCAGUAAGACGAGUUAAGUGCUCUCCCCACAACGGCACCUUAUUGGCAUCUUGCUCCUAUGACUUUACAGUUCGAACAUGGAAUAUUAGCAAUGGAACAUGUCCAUUAGAGACUAUAGAACAUCACACUGAAUUUGUUCUGGGAUUAGACUUUAAUCUUCAUCUUCCUGGACAGCUUGCUGACUGCUCAUGGGAUGAAAAAGUGAAAGUACACUCUCCACCUUCUCUACUACAAAGAUGACCACCAUCACAAGACUUGCAGUAGAUUGUAAUUUAAAAUAUUUUUCUAGGAUAUACACUCUUACAUGACAAAAUAUCCUUUAAUACCUCUGAUACAUUCUUUAGUUUACAUCCCAUAUAAUUGCUUAGAUGAGAACAACCUGUGUUGCUGAGAACUUACAAGUGAAAUUUAACUCUUAAAUGUAUUUUAUUUGUUGAUUUAUGCAUUAUACAUUAGAUCCAACAUUUUGGUUUACAGGAUGUUUUUUUCUUUAGUAAAUAAUUCUAUGUUAUUAAAUAUUUUGUCCAAUAUAAAAUACUGUUGAGAGAAUUUUCUAAAAUUCUCACAUUUGAAAUACAAGAUUUACAGCUGUACAUAACUAUGGUUUCAAGUGUCAUAGCUUGCCUUUGAACUGAAAAUAGAUUGGAUUACAUGUUACAUGUUUGUGUUCUGGACAAGUACUUGAUACAUGUAUGUUAUCUGCAAGCAUUCUGAGCAAAAUGGAACAUUGUUCAAAAAGAAAAUCUACAUUUAAACAGAAAUUAAAAAUAAUUACCACUGAUAGUGACUAAUUCUCUUGCCAACAGAGGCUAAUACCUCUCAGAGAUUGGGUACAAAAUAAUAUUAUAAAAAACAUACAAUUUAAGAGAUUAAUUCUUUCAAAUGUACAGUGGAAAUACUCUCAAGGAACAACCAAUAACUUUGCCUGUAGGGUUACAUAUUAAUUAAUUUGAGAGAAAUUUUCAGUGAAAUAAAUUUAGAGUUGUUUCAACUUUGAAAUAAUUAUCAAUACAUUAUGUAUUUUACUUUAUGAAAUAAAGAUUUGAAAACCAAAUUGACAUUUUUCUUUAUCCUCAUGACUUACCUGCACGAUAAUGUGUUGAUAUUGUAAGGAGAAAGUCUUUCUUGGUCACUCAUGGGAGUUAAGGGUUACAAUUAAUUUUAACACAACUCUAGUCGAAGCUUAUAUUUCUCAUGUUCAAGAACAAUUAUUUAUUAUUAUAUGAUAUCAAUAAACUUAAAUUAAUCCUUCCCAUUCUUAACCAUUCUCAACUCAUGUCUACCCUCUGCCAACAGAUAAUCAGUGCAAGGGUUUCAUUCUUUUUAAAAAUA